AUGGCCCCGCAGCAGCCCCGGGCCGGGCCGUACGGGCGCUCGGACAGCGGCGGCUCGGAGGCCCGCAUGCUGGCGGACGGCCCCGACGACGGCCCCCGGGGAGGGCGGCGGCGGCGGGGCGGGCCGCUGUGGGGCAGCGUGGCCGUCAUGGCCAUCGUCGCCCUGCAGAUCGCCUCCACCACCGGCCUCUUCGUCUACUUCACCAUGGCCAUCUCCAAGCUCAAAGCCCAGUCACAAGGGAGCUUGGAGGAGCUGAGGUGUCUGCAGCUCAUCAAUCAGCAGCAGGAGGGCUCCAGCUUGGAGGAGCUGAUCAGCAACCAGUCUUGCCUCAAGCUGGCCAACACCAUCAAAGCCUACGUGGCCAUGGUGACGGAGAACGUGAUCCACAGGAGCGUGAAGGAGGUGCAGAAGAGCUACUUCAAUACCUCGGAGGGACAGGUUCCUCCCAAAACACCUGGCAAGCCCUCAGCACAUCUCACCCUCCGCCCGCAGAGCCUGGCCCUGGAUGGAAUCUCCAAGCGCUUUGGGAACCUCUCCCAGUCCUGCCGCCAUGCCAUUGCUCACUGGGAAGACAGCACCAUCCACUCCCACCUGCAGAACAUCACAUACCGGGAUGGCCGGCUGCGGGUCACCCAGGCGGGCAAGUACUACGUCUACUCCCAGAUCUACUUCCGCUACCCCAGGGAGGGGGCCAGCACCCGCGUCUCCGUCCCCCAGCUCGUGCAGUGCAUCAACUGGAAGACGUCCUACAGCCAGCCCAUCCUCCUGCUCAAAGGGGUCGGCACCAAGUGCUGGGCACCCGAGGCAGACUACGGCCUCCAUGCUCUCUACCAGGGGGGGCUGUUUGAACUCAAGGCCGGCGAUGAGCUCUUUGUCUCGGUCUCCUCGCUGGCCAUUGACUACAAAGAUGCAGCAGCCAGCUAUUUCGGGGCCUUCCGGCUCGACCUGUGACAGCCUCCUCAUUCUCACGCCUCCCCUGUGCUCCUGCUGUAUCCAUUCUUCUGCACGGCCCAGGGCAGCAGCUAUUUGAGCUGCUGCUGAAUGCAGCUCCCA
Molecule: messenger RNA, 1053 nt
Organism: Oxyura jamaicensis (ruddy duck)
Lineage: Eukaryota; Metazoa; Chordata; Aves; Anseriformes; Anatidae
Product: tumor necrosis factor ligand superfamily member 10-like
Exons: 5
Coding region: 1-951 (316 amino acids)
Biological process (GO): immune response
Cellular component (GO): membrane
Molecular function (GO): tumor necrosis factor receptor binding
Source: RefSeq, a predicted model, not a curated record